GACCAACACCAGUGAGCAACUGGAAGGCGAAAGGCUGCAUUUUUCCUUACUAUGGCUGCACCAGGCGAACUUUUGAUGCUGGAAAACUUCAUAGAUGGGAAAUUUUUACCUUGUGACUCAUAUAUAGAUUCCUACGAUCCUUCCACAGGGAAAGUGUACUGCAAGGUGCCAAAUAGUGGGAAAGAUGAGAUUGAAGCCGCUGUCCGGGCCGCCAGAGGGGCCUUUCCUGGCUGGUCGUCCCGGAGCCCCCAGGAGCGCGCACAGGUGCUGAGCCGGCUGGCCGACUUGCUGGAGCAGUCCCUGGAGGAGCUGGCCCAGGCGGAAUCUAAAGACCAAGGGAAAACCCUAACGAUGGCAAGAACCGUGGACAUCCCCCGGGCUGUACAGAACUUCCGGUUCUUCGCUUCCUCGGUCCUGCACCACACGACAGAGUGCACACAGAUGGACCAGCUGGGCUGCCUGCACUACACGGUGCGGACUCCCGUGGGAAUCGCUGGGCUGAUCAGCCCUUGGAACCUGCCCCUCUACUUGCUGACUUGGAAGAUCGCUCCCGCCAUUGCUGCCGGGAACACCGUGAUAGCCAAGCCCAGUGAGCUGACUUCAGUGACCGCGUGGAUGUUGUGCAAGCUCCUGGACAAAGCAGGUGUUCCACCAGGUGUCAUCAAUAUUGUGUUUGGAACAGGACCCAGGGCAGGUGAGGCCUUGGUGUCCCACCCAGAGGUGCCCUUGAUCUCCUUCACUGGGAGCCAGCCCACUGCUGAGCGGAUCACCCAGCUCAGUGCUCCCCACUGCAAGAAGCUCUCGCUGGAGCUGGGGGGCAAGAAUCCUGCCAUCAUUUUUGAGGAUGCCAACCUAGAGGAGUGCAUUCCAACAACCAUCAGGUCCAGCUUUGCCAACCAAGGUGAAAUCUGCCUCUGUACCAGCAGGAUCUUUGUGCAGAAGAGCAUCUACAGUGAAUUUUUGAAAAGAUUUGUAGAAGCUACCAGGAAAUGGAAAGUGGGUAUUCCUUCUGACCCAUCAGCCUGCAUGGGUGCUCUGAUAAGUAAAGCACAUUUGGAGAAAGUCAGAAGUUACAUCAAGAGAGCCCAAGCUGAAGGGGCCCGUAUUCUGUGUGGAGAGGGAGUAGAUAAGUUGAAUCUUCCCCUCAGGCAUCAGGCAGGCUACUUCAUGCUUCCCACGGUGAUAACAGACAUUAAAGAUGAGUCCUGUUGCAUGCAGGAAGAGAUAUUUGGCCCAGUGACGUGUGUCGUCCCCUUUGAUAGUGAAGAGGAAGUGCUCAGAAGGGCCAACAACGUUAAGUAUGGGCUGGCGGCCACUGUGUGGUCAAGCGACGUGGGCCGUGUCCACCGGGUGGCGAAGAAGCUGCAGUCAGGUUUGGUCUGGACCAACUGCUGGCUCAUCAGGGAGCUGAACCUGCCUUUUGGGGGCAUGAAGAGCUCAGGGGUAGGAAGAGAAGGCGCCAAGGACUCUUACGACUUCUUCACAGAAAUCAAGACCAUCACUGUCAAACACUAAUCAUUGCCCAUGGAGCGCCUGCUCCAGCCAACACCCAGCAGCAGAGAAUCAGUGUCCAGUGUGGCAAAUGGAAAUGCUACCAUACACGUCAGCCCUGUCCUGACCCUGCAGGGUGUCAUCUCUAGUUUAUCCUCAGCAGGUAAUGUUCUUCACCAGCUAGUGAAGAGAUGUUGUCUAUUUUCUGUAUGCACUGGAGCAAAAGAGACUUCUGAAUAGGAUGGUGCAACAACGAAGCCCAGUGAUCACCAAUCUCCUCUCAGGUUAUAUCUUCAUAGUAUUUUCGCCAUCAUCUUGAUUGACUUCUUGGGGAUAACUAAUAACAAGACACAUUCAUUUGCAAAGAUAGGGUUAAAAAUCUAUCAACCUGAGAAAAAUCAAUUUACCAUUUAAUUUCUGCUUUUGAGGAGGCUGUGGAGAUGGGCUCCUGCUCCAUCUAGUGUGGUUAGCUGAUCUCUUGUAGUUCAUUACGCAGAGGGAGAGUGAACAUCUUUGGAAUUUGUUAAAGGGGCUUGCACUAUUGAUCGUGCUAAAUAUACCUGUACAAGACAGAGAAAAAUGAAGCAGCUACUCUACUUUUGGAUGGAAAAUUUGGAACACAAAGAGAAAAUAGUGUGAUUCAUUUCUACUGUUAAUUGUAAGCAAUUCUAAUUCUGAGUGUAAAUGAGGCUUACAGUUUACUACUCCUACAAGAAGUAAUAAAUGUUAAGUAAUUUUCAUAACAAGCACAGCA
Messenger RNA from Cavia porcellus (domestic guinea pig), 2245 nucleotides. It is a transcript of the gene Aldh8a1, whose product is annotated as aldehyde dehydrogenase 8 family member A1. The record is from RefSeq and is a predicted model, not a curated record. Gene Ontology annotation, biological process: retinoic acid metabolic process. Lineage: Eukaryota; Metazoa; Chordata; Mammalia; Rodentia; Caviidae. Gene Ontology annotation, molecular function: retinal dehydrogenase (NAD+) activity. The coding region runs from base 52 to 1515 and encodes 487 amino acids. The transcript has 7 exons.